CGACAACGACACCAGUCGACGCAAUUUUAUCCGGCUCAUUUUGACGUUUGUCAACAAAGCGUCGAUCUACGUGGAUGACGUUUUCUUUUUUGACAACAUGGCACAACCGCAAGUAAAUCAACAAGCUCGACCAUGGGAUCCUAAAUUCACACACGCGGAUAGGGAAAGAUGGGUGUGUAUAUAUCCAGCAUAUAUCAAUUCUAAGAAAACUGUAAAGGAAGGAAGAAGGAUUCCAAAAGAAAAGUGUGUAGAUAACCCAUUAUACACAGAAAUCAGAGAUGUUUGCUUAAGUGCUGGAUUGAUAGUUGGCGUAGAGAACAAGACAUACUGCCGGGAGCUGGAGCAUAAGGAUGUGAAAUACAGAGGCAGAAUAAGGGUGCAACUGAAAAAUGAAGAUGGAUCAAUUAAAGACCCCAAAUUCCCCACUAGAGACUCCAUCAUGCUUUAUGUUGGCGAGACUAUUCCUAAAUUGAAAACCAGGCAAGGUGCUGGUGCAAGCAGUCAGUCCAAUACACAGCAACAACAAGGUGCCAAGGGGCAGAAGAAAAAGGGCCGGAAGGGAAAAUGAAUAAAUCAUGCAAACUUCAAUUGACAGUUGCACCUUAUUUGAAAUGAUGAGUUGAAGACAAAUAGUUAAGAUCUUGGUUCGCAAGGCAAGAACUGGUUUUAAAAGGCAUCUGAGGGACAUUUAUUUUGACCUUCAUCGUAUAUACUCAAAAAUAAGGCCAAUGCAAAUCGAUAUGUUGUUUUACAGAAAUUUGCCCCUGUACUUUGGAGCAAGUGGGCAUGAUAAAUAUAUAAAUAGUUUACUGCCAUUUGUGAUAUAAUAAGACUAGAGUGCAAGGUGUAAAAUAACAGAAGUUAUUGUUUACAUUUUUGUUGAACAUUUCUGUGAAAUGCAUUCAGCUCAUUCAAUGCUGCCAUUCUGUACUCUUUAGUUUAACAACAAAGUAAGUAUUGAGAAGAUUUUAUAUUGAAGUGAGUGUCUUCUAGAGAUGUAUUCAAGUUUAUUGUUGGUUUAUUUUUGGUUUUUGCCACCUCAUGUUUUCCUUUUACCAUUGCAACAACAUCAACAUGAAUCAAAGCUAUGGUGAAAUUCCUAAAUAAAAAAUGUUUAUUUAUUUUAGCUAAGUAACAUUCCCAAAAACUUUUGGCCUAAGCAAAGGUUUUAGUCGGACACAUUUUUAUUCCCUGAUUAAGCAGGAAUGUACUUGCAAAAACUACUAGGAUAUAGAUACUUUUUGUCUAUUUUUAAUAAAUAAUAUUUCAUGUUGAAAAUGGCAUCUGGAUAGUGUUUUCAUAAGUAACACAAUGAUGCAUUUAUAAUAAGAAUUGCCACAUUGUUGUUUAAAAUAAUUAAACAAGAAUAAAGUUGACUGAUCUUCAAAAAGUUAAA
Messenger RNA from Dreissena polymorpha, 1396 nucleotides. Its product is annotated as signal recognition particle 19 kDa protein-like. The record is from RefSeq and is a predicted model, not a curated record. Gene Ontology annotation, molecular function: 7S RNA binding. Lineage: Eukaryota; Metazoa; Mollusca; Bivalvia; Myida; Dreissenidae. Gene Ontology annotation, cellular component: signal recognition particle, endoplasmic reticulum targeting. The coding region runs from base 98 to 568 and encodes 156 amino acids. The transcript is spliced from 5 exons. Gene Ontology annotation, biological process: SRP-dependent cotranslational protein targeting to membrane; SRP-dependent cotranslational protein targeting to membrane, signal sequence recognition.